This is a messenger RNA of Colletotrichum lupini, 552 nucleotides long. RefSeq lists its product as uncharacterized. The transcript is spliced from 5 exons. Lineage: Eukaryota; Fungi; Ascomycota; Sordariomycetes; Glomerellales; Glomerellaceae. The record is from RefSeq and is a predicted model, not a curated record. Bases 1 to 552 code for a protein of 183 amino acids.
AUGCUCGUAUCUCGUCGGCACCACCGCUCCGUCGGCGACCCGUGGGCGCCGGCAACGCCGUGGGACCCCGGUCGGCACUCUCGGCUUUUCUCUAGGGCGGGCUUGACGUCCCGGGAUGACGCCAAGGGGCCUCUCGCGGCUUCGGCAAGUCUAAUCACUCCAGGCCUGAUACAUCAUAUAAGGCAGGGCAAAGCCAACAAUCUUGAUAACUGCAAGCCGUUCACAAUCGCAUUCUCUGCCCCUGGCCAGCAACCAAUCUCCCCUUGGUGCCUGACUCGUAUCUCAACCAGGUUCCCCUGGCUAAAAGACCGCGGACGAGUGAUCACGACAUACGUCAACAGUGCUGCGGACGAGCCAGUGCCCCUAAUCCCGCAGUGGCCGAGCCUCCGGGUCCUGUCUCCUUUGGGCCCCGAGGAGGAGAACUGGAGUUCAAGGAUCUUUAUCAAUACCAAGGUCCAAGUGAACCGUGCCAUCUCCAGCGACGCGCUGUCGUUCGAACUUGUCCCCUUUCAAGUAGUGUUGUCCCCCAUCCCCUCCUCCACAGUUACCUAA